CCCAGAGUAACCGGCUUGCGGCGUGCGCUCCUCUCCUGUUGUCCUCUUUUCUUUUUUGGGGCGGGGAAAAGUCUAUGCGAUUGUUUGGUUUGGAAGAUACAAUUUGUGUUUGACGCUGUUGCAAGUCGCAUUCGUGCGCACCUCGAAGCAUCAUGGCUGCGAACAAGCAGGGCAAGAUGCAAAACCUCAUCAACUAUAGAAUGAGGGUGACAUUGAACGAUGGACGACAGAUGACUGGGCAGAUGCUCGCAUUUGAUAAGCAUAUGAAUUUGGUCCUCGCAGAUACAGAAGAGUUCCGCAAAGUAAAGCGCAGACAGGCCAAAGGACCCCAAGGCGGCAAUGGACCUUUGGUCGAGACUGAAGAGAAGAGAACACUAGGGCUUACGAUUGUCCGUGGGACGCAUGUUGUAUCGUGCUCUGUUGACGGACCACCUCCAGCCGAUCCCUCUGCACGAUUAGGCACUACAGUUCCCGGUGUCCCUGGCGCCGCACCACCCACGCUUGCGGCAGGACCGGGUAUCAGUAAACCAGCUGGACGUGGACUACCGGUUGGACUUGGGGGUCCAGCUGCGGGUGUUGGCGGGCCACCCCCACCAGCGGGAUUCGGUGGUUUUCCUCCAGGUGGCUUUCCUGGUGCACCGCCGCCAGGCUUUCCAGGAAGGGGAGUACCGCCUGGGCCUCCUGGUGGACCACCGGGUUUUGGGCCGCCUCCUGGCUUCGGAGGUCCUGGCGUGCCUGGUGGGCCGCCCGGAUUUCAACCACCACCUGGAUUCCAACCGCCUGGGCAAGGAAGAGGAAUGCCUCCUGGUAUGGGAGGACGGUAAUAUCGAGCUGAAGCCGCGAAUUACGAUGCAAGUUAAGUACGCACCGACCCCCAACCGGUCGAUAUUUACCAGAAAAUUACAUGCUUUCCCGGAACUGCGCUGCCUAGAUAAUUUCUUUUUCCUCGGACGGGUCUAUAUGUCGAACGGCGUUUUGCGGGAUGGUGAAUGAGGGCCAGAGCAUAAAAUAACAUUUUAUCCCUUUAACACGGGUAGUAAGGCACUGCUUCCGGCCUCAGC
Coccidioides immitis RS is the source of this 1061-nucleotide messenger RNA. RefSeq names its product small nuclear ribonucleoprotein B and B'. The record is from RefSeq and is a predicted model, not a curated record. Gene Ontology annotation, molecular function: RNA binding. The transcript is spliced from 6 exons. NCBI's taxonomy places the organism in Eukaryota, Fungi, Ascomycota, Eurotiomycetes, Onygenales, Onygenaceae. Gene Ontology annotation, cellular component: U2-type prespliceosome; U5 snRNP; catalytic step 2 spliceosome. Bases 153 to 824 code for a protein of 223 amino acids. Gene Ontology annotation, biological process: mRNA splicing, via spliceosome.